Messenger RNA from Phragmites australis (common reed), 1603 nucleotides. Its product is annotated as PTI1-like tyrosine-protein kinase At3g15890. Gene Ontology annotation, molecular function: protein kinase activity; ATP binding. Gene Ontology annotation, cellular component: plasma membrane. The transcript is spliced from 4 exons. The record is from RefSeq and is a predicted model, not a curated record. Gene Ontology annotation, biological process: protein phosphorylation. The coding region runs from base 191 to 1201 and encodes 336 amino acids. NCBI's taxonomy places the organism in Eukaryota, Viridiplantae, Streptophyta, Magnoliopsida, Poales, Poaceae.
ACAAGACUCGUCCUCUCCCCACUUGUCUCUCUCCCUCUCCGCUGCUGUCUCCGCGGGCGUCGAGAGGCGGCGGCUGGGUUUCCACGGCGAGUAAGCGCCCGGCCGCGCGCGCCCUUGUGCGAGCUUGGAAAUCGGGCGGGGUCGUGCUGAUUUAGGAAGUUCCGAGGUGUGCCCCCCGCGGCAACGGACGAUGGGGCUCGCUUCCUGCUGCAAGCGGUCGGACGGGGCCGAACCUGGUAGGAUGAAGAAGAAGGACACAACGUGGCGGAUCUUCUCGCUGAAGGAGCUGCAGUUGGCAACGAACAAUUUCAAUUAUGAUAACAAGCUCGGCGAGGGUGGGUUCGGCAGUGUCUACUGGGGCCAGCUUUGGGAUGGAUCACAAAUUGCUGUGAAACGGCUCAAGAGUUGGAGCAACAGGGCUGAAACUGAAUUUGCCGUCGAGGUGAAGAUUUUGGCACAAGUGAGGCACAAAAGCCUUUUGAGCUUGCGUGGAUAUUGUGCUGAAGGCCAGGAACGCUUGAUAGUCUAUGAUUAUAUGCCAAACCUGAGCUUGCACUCUCACCUUCAUGGACAGCACGCAGCUGAAUGUCAUCUUAGUUGGGAACGAAGAAUGAAGAUCGCCAUUGAUUCCGCAGAAGGGAUUGCCUAUCUUCAUCACUAUGCAAUGCCGCAUAUCAUUCAUAGAGACGUCAAGGCAAGCAAUGUUCUCUUGGACUCGAAUUUCCAAGCACGGGUCGCUGAUUUUGGGUUCGCCAAGCUCGUUCCAGAUGGUGCAACACAUGUCACCACAAAGGUGAAAGGUACACUCGGUUAUCUUGCACCAGAGUAUGCGAUGCUUGGGAAGGCCUCUGAAAGCUGCGACGUCUUCAGCUUCGGCGUAAUGCUCCUAGAGCUUGUCAGCGGAAAGAAGCCAGUCGAGAAAAUAAACCCCACUACAAAGCUAACUAUAACCGAGUGGGCACUUCCACUCGCCCGUGACAAAAAGUUCAAGGAAAUCGCCGAUCCAAAGCUCAAAGAUGGCUUUGUCGAGGAUGAGCUGAAGCGAAUGGUGCUUGUUGGGCUCACAUGCUCUCAGAACAAGCCAGAGCAUAGACCGAUAAUGUCUGAAGUUGUCGAGCUGCUCAAGGGGGAAUCUGCUGAUAAGCUUUCCAACUUGGAGAAUGAUGAACUGUUCAAGCCUGAACCGACCAGCUCUUGCUAGGGCUCAUCCGGACUUGAUAGCUCAGAUUGCAUCACUGAGGAGAAGAGUUCCAAAGCAGAUAUGAUAGAGGAGGCAGUUGAUUCAAGUGAGACGGUUCCCUCAGCAAGGUAGUUUGAUGCAUAGAAUGGUAUUGUCAACUGGUGUCCUGAGCUCCCUAUCUGAGCGCAUUUUUAGUUAUUCCUUGUUAGUAGCAGCAGGUUAUUUGGGUGCUUCCCUACCCAGUUCACAGAUAUACUUAUCUGUGUAUGGUCAAUUUGAUUUGGUGUGGUUGUCCUGUGGCUUGUAAAAUUAUGCACACCUGGGGCUGCUUCCAAUGGUAACAAGUUGUUCACUGUAUUGUUGCGAUUACUAUGCAGCUAUUUUAAUUAAUCAAUUAUUUAUGUGCAAAAGUAGUUCAUCAAA